AUGAGAUGGGCAGGAUAUAUCACAAGAAAAGAAGACAUCUCUUUACGAAAGACAGUACUGGAGAUGGAGAACAACCCAGAAGGAAGAAGACCCUAUGGUAGACCGAUAAGAAAUCUGGGAAGAAGAAGGAUGCAAGAUGCAGAGAUGUAUGAAGGCAGUCUGUUGGGAGGCCAAGUACCAUUUAGGGGAUUCAGUGGCGGCAAACCAAGAGGCACACUAGGCACGUGCCAAGGGGCGCCCGCCGUUGAGGGGCGCUUGGUCGCGGCAGGUAACGGGCGGCAGGUGGCGGGUGGCGGGUCAGCGGGCAACGGGCGGCAGGUGGCGGGUGGCGGGUCAGCGGGCAACGGGCGGCAGGUGGCGGGUGGCGGGUCAGCGGGCAACGGGCGGCAGGUGGCGGGUGGCGGGUCAGCGGGCAACGGGCGGCAGGUGGCGGGUGGCGGGUCUGCGGGCAACGGGCGGCGGGCGCGAGGCAUGAAAACAAAGGCGUGA
This is a messenger RNA of Macrosteles quadrilineatus (aster leafhopper), 489 nucleotides long. RefSeq names its product loricrin-like. The transcript is spliced from 2 exons. NCBI's taxonomy places the organism in Eukaryota, Metazoa, Arthropoda, Insecta, Hemiptera, Cicadellidae. Bases 1 to 489 code for a protein of 162 amino acids. The record is from RefSeq and is a predicted model, not a curated record.